Ectocarpus sp. CCAP 1310/34 is the source of this 743-nucleotide messenger RNA. The record is from the annotation of a GenBank genome assembly. Lineage: Eukaryota; Phaeophyceae; Ectocarpales; Ectocarpaceae.
UUUUGCACACAUCGCCGUCACAGACUUGUGGUGUGGGCGCGGGAACGAUUAGACGUCGGGUGUCUCACGGACGCUCGCCCCGAUGUCUAUGCCCUCUGGAGGCAUGGCUUCCGUGCCUCCCACCGUUUCGGCGACUCCGGGUGAUCUAGUCAACCUCGUCGGAGCUCAGGGACCUUCGGGACAGCCUCAAGCCCNUCAUUUUCGUGGCACGACAGCGAUGACCUUUUGCACACAUCGCCGUCACAGGGACCUUCGGGACAGCCUCAAGCCCGCCGCAGUGGCACGAGUAUGCUUGUACCCACCGCGUCCCCUCCAGACCCUUCGCGACGUUCCUCUACGGAGCAUCAACGUCGCACGGUGCUGACUGCACCGCCGUUGGCGAGCGCAGGUAACGAUUUUCCCAAAUCGGAAGGUUCAUGUUCUCCGUCAUGAAAUAGCGGUCCCGAGUCUCCCGCGGCCGCUGGCCAUGUUGGUGGAGCGCCCGCGAAGAAGGCCGCUUUUAAUGAACAGGCCUACGCCGACGUUUUGCGCGAAAGCGCCCGCGUAGACCGCUUGGUUUCGCACGCUUCUGUGGCUGGUUCACCGCUUUUGCCUGCCUCUCUUUGUAACUCACAAUCCGGCCCGCCUUCGGGUGGCACCCAGAUUGUCCUGCCGGUUGCCGGUGCCAUUUCCCUUGAUGAUAUUUCUUCGGAGUAAGCGCGCCCGCGCGGCAGGCCCCUGUUUUUGAUGGUAGCCAGGAAUGU